AUGCAGACAACCGUCUAUUGGAGUGUUCAGCAAUCGCCUAAAGAGAAGUCAAGCAAGACAAAAGCUGGCCGAACGGGUUGUCCCAUCAAGAACCACUUCCGGAUCGACCUCAAGUGCCCGCGCGGCGGAGUCCACAUCCCAGUCCCCAACUCAAGGAAGCAGCACACCUUAUCCCGGAAAUGCGGCUGCCAGAGCAAGUUCAGCAUCUUUCACGACGUCCAGAGCAACUCCCUCCGAGUUGAAUGGCACUGGCAACACAACCACAACCCUUUCUCAAAGGAGGAGAUUGCUGCCAAUCGAAUCCCCAAGAUGUUGGACAACUGGCUCACCAAACGUGUCCUUGCAGGGCUUGGCUGUAAGGCGAUAUAG
Puccinia triticina is the source of this 369-nucleotide messenger RNA. RefSeq lists its product as uncharacterized. Lineage: Eukaryota; Fungi; Basidiomycota; Pucciniomycetes; Pucciniales; Pucciniaceae. The coding region runs from base 1 to 369 and encodes 122 amino acids. The record is from RefSeq and is a predicted model, not a curated record. The transcript has a single exon.